Porites evermanni is the source of this 1181-nucleotide messenger RNA. The record is from the annotation of a GenBank genome assembly. NCBI's taxonomy places the organism in Eukaryota, Metazoa, Cnidaria, Anthozoa, Scleractinia, Poritidae.
AUGCUUGAUCCUUCAUGGUUUGCUAGCUUAGAUGGCUGUUGGGGCCCUCACACUAUUGAGCGCUUUACCAGUGUGAAAACUAAGCAGCUGGACAGAUUUUGUAGCAGAUUCCUAAAUCCUGGUUGUGAAGCUGUUGAUGCUUUCACUGUGUCAUGGGCGGGGGAUUACAAUUGGCUCUUUCCUCCACCAUACCUGGUGCCUUGUGUAUUGUGCCACAUGAACGAUGGACGUGAAGACAGAAUCCUCCUGGUCCCAGAAUGGCCUUCUGCUUCUUGGUGGCCUCUUCUUUUUGCCAAGCAUGGUUCCUGGCACGGUUUUUGACAGCAUCCCUGAGAAUCCAACCUUAUGAGGGUCUUUCCAUUCGGGGAGGCGACAGCAAGCUGUGUUUUUACUGCAGGCGUGCUGUCUUUUUUACUGGCUUUGAAGUUGUGCUUUUGUGGUGCACAUGUUCUUUUGUAGCAUCUUUGGAGUGUUACAGCCUGUCAAGUUAUGAUGAGUGGUUGUUCCUAUGAACCUUGCCGGCCUCAUGCAAUGAUUGUUCAGUGUACCCGCUUUACUCAUGUUACCACCCUGUUAUGGGCAUUUCUUGCUGGCAGGUGUCAUGUUUUGUUACUGUUAGCAGUCUUGCACUCUGUUAUGGGAAUUAUUGUUUUCUCCGGUCUACUGUUGUGGUUUCUCAGCCUGUUAUGGGCUUGCUUGAGCUGUUAUGGCAUUUUAGUUUGUCAUGGCCUGAGUUGCAGUUGUGAUGUUAUUGUCAGUUGUGGCUAUAGUGCUUAAAGAUGGUUAUGGUGUUGUUCUGUUUUUAUGGAAUGUUUUCUCAUUUGCUUGCAUUGCAGUGGUGCAGGCUAUUACAAAAGAGGUUACUCUUCCAGCAGAAUUUGGAGUGGGUCGUUUUGAAGAUCCCCAAGUUGAGGUGAUUGGCAAGCUUUCUACCAGCUGUGUUGGUGCAGGACAGAGCCACUUCAACAGCAGCAAACUAUCUUCCUGCAUACAAGUCCUGGAAGACAUGGGCUAAGAAGCACAGUGCCUCUUAUUUGCCUGCAGACUCUGUGGUGUUUACUCUUUACAUUGUGUCUCUUAUCUAGCAGUCCUGUUCAGUGUCCUCAGUUAAUGCAGCAGUGUAUGGAGUGAGCUGGGUCCAUAAGAAAAGUGGUUACCCGGAACCAAGUGAGUAUCCUAUG